UUGUGAAUUAGAAUUGUCAUUGCAUAGCAUUUUUGUGCCUCUUCUCCCAAAUAAAUCCUUUUUUGAUAAAAUUAAAGAUGUUCCUGACACGAUCGGAAUAUGAUAGGGGUGUCAACACAUUCUCCCCCGAGGGGCGCCUCUACCAAGUAGAGUAUGCAAUUGAGGCGAUUAAACUCGGCUCCACGGCAAUUGGAAUCUGCACGAAGGAAGGUGUUGUUAUUGCCGUGGAGAAGAGGAUUACGUCCACCCUGAUGGAGCCAACGGCUGUGGAGAAGAUUGUGGAGGUGGAUAAGCACAUUGGGUGUGCAACAUCGGGCUUGAUUGCCGAUUCCCGGACACUGCUGGAUCGUGCACGGGUUGAGUGUCAGAAUCACUGGUUUGUCUACAAUGAGCGAAUGCCGGUGGAAUCGUGCGUGCAGGCUGUGUCCAAUUUGGCCAUUCAGUUUGGGGACAGCGAUGCCGGGGGGCUGGCCAUGAGUCGACCUUUUGGUGUUGCUCUGCUCUUUGCUGGGAUUGAGAAUGGGGUGCCGCAGCUAUGGCACAUGGAUCCCUCGGGAACGUACAUUCAAUUUGAUGCGAAAGCCAUUGGAUCAGGGAGUGAAGGAGCUCAGCAAAACUUGGAGAGUAACUACACGCCGCUAAUGUCCCUGAAUGAGGCCAUUAAUUUGGCCCUAAUUACCUUGAAGCAGGUCAUGGAGGAGAAGCUCAAUUCGACAAAUGUGGAAGUGAUGACCAUUACACCGAAUGAUCUCUUUCAGAUGUGCAACAAGGAGACCGUUGAGGCGGCAAUUGAGACUAUCAAGUAAUUUUUAUCUCAUCUCUUAUCCAAUUUUUUUUGAAAUAAAGAAAGAAAAUCCAUGCUGAACAUA
This is a messenger RNA of Lutzomyia longipalpis, 869 nucleotides long. It is a transcript of the gene Prosalpha5, whose product is annotated as proteasome subunit alpha type-5. Bases 78 to 806 code for a protein of 242 amino acids. The record is from RefSeq and is a predicted model, not a curated record. NCBI's taxonomy places the organism in Eukaryota, Metazoa, Arthropoda, Insecta, Diptera, Psychodidae. Gene Ontology annotation, biological process: proteasome-mediated ubiquitin-dependent protein catabolic process. Gene Ontology annotation, cellular component: nucleus; proteasome core complex, alpha-subunit complex; proteasome core complex. The transcript has 3 exons.